AAUGAAUGGUUAGAAGUGGUUGAAGGUACUCAUAAACUUUGGCAGGGUAUCUCUCCUGAAAAAAAAGGAGCUAUACGUGGAUUUUUAGUACACUUUCAAUUAGAAAUUCUAAGGCGAGCACACAAGAAAUUCGACUUUCGCAAUGGUAGUAUUGGCAAUUUCUUUCUUACUGGAGCACGAAUUUUUUGUGGAUCGUUAGAGAGUGCAAUUUUUAUAUUUGCAGCAAUAACGGGAAUUAGCGAGUCGUCGAAAGUGAUCCCAAUAAUUAAUACUAAUCAUACUGUGGCUAUCGCGGCAGAACUUGAUAAUGGAAGCAUAAUAACUGGUCAAUGUGAAAUUUCGCAUCCAUCCCAAAAACCACAAAAUUCACCUUCAGAUGUUGAUCAUUUAAAUUUAUCUACUGAAACUUUUGAUUCUAUAAAUACUGGUUCGAAAAGCAAUCUUAUUUUCGAUAAAUCCAACGUAGCCUCAUUAAAUCGUCGAAUUCACCGGAUAUAUUACAUUAAUGAAUAUGGGCAAGAAAUAUUUCCCUUCGUAAAUUCAAGAGUGUUCGAUAGUCUUUCAACGAAAUCAACACUCAUAUAUUCCAUCGGUUCUUUAUAUACGUCCAUUAUGCCUUGCCUAAUCCUGCGUGGAGUUGGCAAAGCAAUAGCCGAGUCUACCACAUUGAAAAACAAGAUUCUGAUUCUCAAUGGCUCAAAUGAUCGUGAAACUGAUCAAUUCACUGCUUUAGAUUUCAUAAAGUCUAUUGUGGAUGGGUGUAAUUCUUCAUUGAGAUUUGAUGGGUUCUGGCCCAAAGAAUAUCCUGUGAAGCAUUAUAUAACACAUCUAAUUUACUUGGAUAAUUCACAGGUGAAAGUUGACGUAGCAGAAAUCGAAAAAUUAGGAAUAGAAUGUAUAAAGGCAAAAGGUGCAUUUCAAGAUGGGCAACCUGUAUUUACCGAAGAAACACUUGAUAAU
Dentiscutata heterogama is the source of this 960-nucleotide messenger RNA. Lineage: Eukaryota; Fungi; Glomeromycota; Glomeromycetes; Diversisporales; Gigasporaceae. The record is from the annotation of a GenBank genome assembly.